Messenger RNA from Engraulis encrasicolus (European anchovy), 1137 nucleotides. RefSeq names its product bestrophin 1 (gene best1). Bases 1 to 1137 code for a protein of 378 amino acids. Lineage: Eukaryota; Metazoa; Chordata; Actinopteri; Clupeiformes; Engraulidae. The transcript has 8 exons. The record is from RefSeq and is a predicted model, not a curated record. Gene Ontology annotation, molecular function: chloride channel activity.
AUGACGGUGACCUACUCCCGGCGGGUGGCUGACGCUCGCCUGGGGACCUUCUCGCACCUGUUGCUGCGGUGGAGAGGCAGCAUCUACAAGCUGCUCUACAGAGAGCUGAUCAUCUUCACCAUCUUCUACUGCGCCAUCAGCAUCCUCUACAGGUUCAUUCUGAGUGAUGAGCAGCGGAGGCUUUUUGAGAAACUGGCUAUCUACUGUGACAAGUAUGCCAGCCUCAUCCCCCUGUCCUUUGUACUAGGUUUCUACGUGACGCUGGUGGUGUCUCGGUGGUGGGGCCAGUUCGAGAGCGUCCCGUGGCCCGACCGUCUGGGCGCGCUGGUGGGAGGUCACGUGAGGGGCGCCGACGAAUCGGCUCGCCUCAUCCGGCGCACGCUGAUGCGCUACGCCAACCUAUCAGGGGUGCUCAUCUACCGUUCCGUCAGCACGGCCGUCUACAAGAGGUUCCCCACCAUGGAUCACCUGGUGCAGGCUGGCCUAAUGACGGCAGAGGAGCUCCGCCAGCUGCAGAUGCUCCCCUCCCCCCAUAACAAGUUCUGGGUGCCCUGCAUGUGGUUCGUCAGCCUCACCAUGAGGGCCCGUGCAGAGGGACGCAUCAACAACGACGUGGCCCUCACCGCGCUCCUCAACGAGCUGAACACGCUGCGCUCUCAGUGUAUGAAGCUGUACGGAUAUGACUGGAUAAGCCUUCCGCUGGUCUACACCCAGGUGGUGACGGUGGCGGUGUACAGCUACUUUGUGGCCUGUCUGAUCGGUCGGCAGUUCCUGGACCCCAGUCAGGACUACCCAGGACACGACCUGGACUUCUACCUGCCUGUCUUCACCCUACUGCAGUUCUUCUUCUAUGUGGGGUGGCUAAAGGUGGCAGAACAGCUGAUAAACCCAUUUGGAGAGGAUGAUGAUGAUUUCGAAACAAACUGGCUUGUAGACAGAAAUCUACAGGUGUCCCUGCUGUCAGUGGAUGAGAUGUAUGACAGCGUGCCUCAGGUGGAGAGGGACAAGUACUGGAACGAGUCGGAGCCGCAGCCGCCCUACACUGCCGCCAGCGCUGAGCACAAGAAGCCCUCCUUCAUGGGGUCCGCGCUGGACAUCAGGUGGGUGUGCCCUGCCCAGGCUCCGCCCUCGCAGUGA